AAUGAGUUUUUAGACCGCACGUGUUGCAUUUGUUUAUAUAUGCAAUGAGCAAAAAAGUGGUGAUUAAUAAGCGUGCAAAAGGCCUAUCGCGCGAUGCGCUGGAGCAGCUAAGCAAAACGGAGUUAAUUGACAAAAUAGAACAGCUCGAAGCGUACAACUUUCAGCUGAAAAAUAUACUACAAAAGAAACUGACCGAGAACGACAGAAACAACGCAGAAUACACAACGCUUUUGCGGGGAGAUACCGAAAAACCAGUAACGCUGCCAACAGAGGAAAAUACAUCUAAAAAAGAGGGAAAACAACGUAAGUUCAAUUGGGACAGUGCAAAUCGGCGACAUGUUCUGCUCAAAGUUAUGUACUUUGGCUGGGACUAUCAGGGCUUUGCCUGCCAGGAGGAUUCCAAUGAGACAAUUGAGGCAUUUUUGUUUCGGGCAUUGAUACGCACCUGUCUGAUUGAAUCGCGGGCAACGUCAAAUUAUCAUCGAUGCGGUCGGACUGACAAGGAGGUCAGCGCCUUCUGCCAAGUAAUAUCCAUUGAUUUGCGUAGUAAACAUGCACCCGAUGUCCAAUUGGAGUCGGACUCAUUGGCAACGGAAAUCGACUACUGCAGUCUGCUGAAUCGUGUGCUGCCCAAGAACAUUCAAUGUGUGUCCUGGAUGCCAUUGCGAAAUCAUGUGUACAGCGCUCGAUUCGAUUGCAUUUCACGCACAUAUCGCUACUACUUUCCCAAAGGAGAUCUGGAUAUUGAAGCCAUGCGCAUGGCCUGCGACCUAAUUGUAUGUCAUGGAGAUUUCCGAAACUUCUGUAAAAUGGAUGUGCACAAUGGCGUUACGAAUUAUAUGCGCAAUUUACAGGCAGCUAGGAUACAGGCGUGUGAAGGAACUGCUGUCGAAGUAGAAAAUGAUCUAAAUUCGGGCUACACAAUGUAUUAUUUGGAAAUACAAGCGAAUGCGUUUCUCUGGCAUCAGAUACGCUGCAUUAUGGCAGUGCUGCUGCUCGUUGGCCAGAAACAUGAGGAGCCAGUUAUCAUUAGUAAAUUGCUAGAUGUCGUCAGCAAUCCGUGCAAGCCACAGUAUACCCCUGCCAUUGGUUUACCGUUGAAUCUAUUCCGCUGUGAUUUUCGUGCAAAUACCACGCGUCGAACAAAUCCAUCAGCAUCAUAUUCAGCACCUGACGAAGAUAAUGCUGCCGAUGAUGCCUCCUCGUUUAAAAUGGAGACUGCUGCACCAUGCGAACCCGAUCUUACUGAUUGGGUUUACAGUGAAGAGAAUCUACAGAAGCUUGUCGAGAAUGUGCAAAACGAGUGGACGCAGUUCAGCGUCAAAUGCACCAUGAUCCGCAACACACUGGAGCAUCUGGAAAUGCUUGUCCAGCAGAAGUGUAAGCCGCAAAAGAUCAAUGCGCAGGCGCUUCUCCUGCAGGAUGCGGCCAAGCCACGUCAAUAUCAGCCACUCUUGCAGCGCAAGCGUUGUGAGAGCCUGGAGAAUCGCAUCGAUCACUUUGUAAAAAAGCAAAGGUUAUUAGUAAAAGGCGAUAUGGCAACGGAGGCUAAAUAGAAUUCAAUAUAUACUAUAGAAAAUAGGGACAUAAAUCUUUAUUUAUGUAAAAUAUAAUUUUGUAAAUGGAACCGGCUGAGAUUUUGCAGGUUUUGUUAUUUUAAUUCUAAUAGACAAAAAAAUAUUGAUGGAAAACUACCUGAACAUUUAUAGGUACUUACAUUUAUUUAUUCAUUUUUUUAUUUUCAAGAAAUUGUACAACGUUUUAAAAGCUUAACUUAGAUUAUUGUAAAUAAUUUAAAUGUUAAUUCAUUCAAUUACUUAAAUAUAGCGUGCAAAGAGCCAAUUUAUAAAUGUUAUUAGUUUUUACAGAUAUCUCUAUUGAUACAUAUAUACUAUGUAAGCAAGUAUGUGUAAAUAUAUACAUAUGUCUUUUACGUAAGGGUGCAUAUUACCGGGACUUUGUACGUUUACAAAAAAAGUAAAGAAUCUUUACCACUAGA
This is a messenger RNA of Drosophila grimshawi, 1999 nucleotides long. Its product is annotated as tRNA pseudouridine(38/39) synthase. NCBI's taxonomy places the organism in Eukaryota, Metazoa, Arthropoda, Insecta, Diptera, Drosophilidae. Gene Ontology annotation, cellular component: cytoplasm; nucleus. Gene Ontology annotation, biological process: tRNA pseudouridine synthesis; mRNA pseudouridine synthesis. Bases 45 to 1556 code for a protein of 503 amino acids. Gene Ontology annotation, molecular function: pseudouridine synthase activity; RNA binding. The transcript is spliced from 5 exons. The record is from RefSeq and is a predicted model, not a curated record.